AUGACCGCUGAUGACGGACACCGCGGGGGGGAGCUGAGACCCCCCGACAGACGCCCGCCGGGCUCACCGCGAGAGCGUUGGGCCGACGACGGAGCCGAGAGCGACGGAUCCCUCCCCGGACCGCUCUCCACCGCCGCUCCCCGUUCGGGAGGAGGAGGCGGCGGGGGCAGCGCGGCGGGCACGGCCGGCACCCUGACGCUGCUGCUGGGAGAGGGCAGCAAGCGGCUGCCGCAGGCCAUCAUCAUCGGCGUGAAGAAGGGCGGCACGCGGGCGCUGCUGGAGUUCCUGCGGGUGCACCCCGACGUGCGCGCCGUCGGCGCCGAGCCCCAUUUCUUCGACCGCAACUACGAGCAGGGCCUCGCCUGGUACAGGGACCUCAUGCCCAGGACUCUGGAGGGGCAGAUCACCAUGGAGAAGACCCCCAGCUACUUCGUCACCAAGGAGGCCCCAGCCCGCAUCUCCUCCAUGGCCAAGGGCACGAAGCUGAUCGUGGUGGUGCGGGACCCCGUGACCAGAGCCAUCUCGGACUACACACAGACGCUCUCCAAGAAGCCCGACAUCCCCACCUUUGAGAGCCUGACCUUCAAAAACAGGACUACGGAGAUUUGUCACCAAAAGAGGCUGUGA
Messenger RNA from Meleagris gallopavo (turkey), 627 nucleotides. Lineage: Eukaryota; Metazoa; Chordata; Aves; Galliformes; Phasianidae. The record is from RefSeq and is a predicted model, not a curated record.